Molecule: messenger RNA, 1217 nt
Organism: Formica exsecta
Lineage: Eukaryota; Metazoa; Arthropoda; Insecta; Hymenoptera; Formicidae
Product: protein LLP homolog
Exons: 2
Coding region: 76-516 (146 amino acids)
Biological process (GO): dendrite extension
Cellular component (GO): nucleolus
Molecular function (GO): RNA binding
Source: RefSeq, a predicted model, not a curated record
GUGACCGACCGGAAAUCGGAACAUAACCUUUUUCAUAUUUUACUCAAACGUAUACAUACAACGCACGUGUGAAAAAUGGCUAAGUCGUUGCGUAGUAAAUGGAGAAGAAAAUGCAGGGCAGUAAAGAGAGAACGUUAUGCGGCAAAGGAAUUAGAUAGAUUGAAGAAAACUCUUGGUAUUGAUGAAAAUGCAUCUAAAGAUAUUGAAAUGACAGAUAUUCAAGAAAUCGCUACAGUUGUUGACGCAAAAAAAAUCAAAGAAGACAAGGCUAAAGCUAAAGCUAAUGAUAUAAAAAGCGAUGUAACCACAGAUCAAGAACAGAUGGAAGUAGAAGGUGCUAGAGUAUAUAAUAAGAAAACAUUGCGUGAUCAAUACGGUAAUUAUCCUGUAUGGAUGAAUAAACGAAAGAUACUCAAACAUAAAAAAGGUAGAGCAAAAAUGCAGAAAGCCAGCAAAAUAUCAAGCAAAAGACUCACCAGACGACAGAAGAAGGCAAUUGAACAAAAGAAAGAUUAAAUCUUUCUCCAUAAAUUGUAAAGUUAAUUUUUUCAUGGUGUUUAUAAACUUUUAAAUAUUAUAAAAUUUGUUUUUUUUUAUUUUCUAUAAAUACUUAAUUAACUAAGUAUUAUACCCUAUCAUGUUUGUUGAAUCUAAAAGAGCGGAUGUUACAAAAUCAUGAUAAAACUACCUUUUUUAUUUUUAUGUUCCUUUUUUUCAACUGGUUUGUCAUAGAUUAACAUAUCUGAGUAACUUUUUAUUACAUAUUCUUUCACAUAUAUUUAACUAUAUUUUGAUUAUGAUGCUUUUUAUGCUGAGUAAAAUUUUUCUGAAUUUUGAUUACGGGUUAUAUAAAAUCAUUCUUUUUUUGGCAAUUUUAAUUGUUUAUAUAACUUUGAAUUAAAAAUGCACUUGUUCUUUUAAUGUCAUAUGAUACACCAUUUCCAUCUUUUUCAAAAUUUAAAUUAAAAGAUUUCAAAUACAAAUCCACAUUGUUUUAUUAUACAUAUAUAAAAGUUGAGUACAAAUAAACAUAUUUAAAUUAUACACUACUAUUGUUACUAGUCUGCAAGAUGUAACAAAUAUUAAAUUAUGGCAGUGGUAUUAUUUCACGGUAGGAAAAUUCCGUGUAAAAUGUAUGACUAAAAUUAUGUCAACAUUUUGAGAUAAAAGCGACCAAUGUCAUUCUAUGGCUUGAGAAUAAAUAAAUGUUCUGUUCU